UAGAAAAAUAAUAUGUCCCUGGGUGUUAAAAGUAUACUUCAAAAGCAUCAGUCAAGUUCUUCAGUUUUUUGUCGUCACUGUCAGAGAAGAGGUUGGUUCCACUAUGAUUCUACUGGCACCAUAUGACAGUCUUUUCCUGUUGCAUUUUUAUGAGUUUGGGAAUCAAAGUUCCUCUGAGAUAACUAGUAUCAUUGGUUUUUCCCUCUUAGUUAGAGAUCCAUGUACUUACUUGAUUCAAUGCAGACUUUGUGCUCUUUGACUUAUUUCCCAGCAAUGGCUUCACUCCCGGUAGUGGUGUUUCUGGCUGCUGGAUUGCUUCUGUCUUUACCCGCUGAAGGAAAGGAUCCAGCCUUUACUGCUUUGUUAACCACUCAAACACAAGUGCAAAGAGAGAUUGUAAAUAAACACAAUGAACUGAGGAAAUCGGUCUCUCCACCUGCCAGCAACAUGCUAAAGAUGGAAUGGAGCAGAGAAGCAACAGCAAAUGCCCAAAAGUGGGCAAACAAGUGCACAUUACAACACAGUAACCCAGAAGAACGAAAAACCAGUACAAAAUGUGGUGAAAAUCUCUAUAUGUCAAGUGACCCCACUGCCUGGUCAGAUGCGAUCCAAAGCUGGUAUCAUGAGGGCCACAACUUCAUCUAUGGUGUAGGACCAGAGAGUCCUUCAGCAGUUGUUGGACAUUAUACCCAGGUUGUUUGGUACUCAUCUUACCAUGUUGGAUGUGGAAUUGCCUAUUGUCCCAAUCAAGACCGUCUAAAAUACUACUAUGUUUGCCAAUACUGUCCUGCUGGUAAUAACAUGAGUAGAAAGAAUACCCCUUACCAUCAAGGAAUGCCUUGUGCUGGUUGCCCUGGUAACUGUGACAGUGGGCUAUGCACCAAUAGUUGCGAGUAUGAAGACCUCCUUAGUAACUGUGAUUCCUUGAAGACGACAGCAGGCUGUGAACAUGAAUUGCUUAAGGAAAAGUGCAAGGCUACUUGUCUAUGUGAAAACAAAAUUUACUGAAAUGCCCAGUGGAUUCUGCAGGUCUAAGUAGGGAAGGGCUGCAUCAUUUAAUUGACAACAUACCAGAGGAGGAAUUGUAGCAUGCUAGUUACAAAUAUGAUUCCAAAGAGCCAUGCAUCUUCUCCUGGAUUUUUACUGAAAUCUCUUUCAUACAGUGAUUUACAAAAGCAAAGUAGUCUAUGAUAACAACAUUGGACUUUGAUGCAAAUUUAGUCCUUUCAACAUAAUGAACUGAAUCAGUUGAGGAUUUUGAAACUUACAUAACCAUAGGACUCUGGUCACUAGAACUAUGUUACCGGAAGCAGCAAGCCAAAAAAAAAGCUUCAACAUCAUUCCUACUAUGUUCUAACCAAUGAAGAAUGAACUCAAAGACUGACAUCUGACUUUGUCUUAUGGUCUCCUCUUUAAACAAAAAUAACCAGCUUUUAGAAUAAAGAACUUACUUAAACAA
Molecule: messenger RNA, 1459 nt
Organism: Manis pentadactyla (Chinese pangolin)
Lineage: Eukaryota; Metazoa; Chordata; Mammalia; Pholidota; Manidae
Product: cysteine-rich secretory protein 2
Exons: 7
Coding region: 220-1008 (262 amino acids)
Cellular component (GO): extracellular region
Source: RefSeq, a predicted model, not a curated record